AGAGAAGUGGGGCCGGGUCUUACGGACGCUUGUUGUUGUCCGGCCGAGGGAGGCGGAGGUCGCUCGCUCGCUCGGUCGCCGGGGCGAUCUGCGGCGGUCGGCUGGCAGGUCGGUCGCGAGAGUUGGGCGCUGUGCAGGGGGACGAGGCUAUGUCGCGGUGGCAGUCCGGUGCGGCCGGCCGGGCCGGGAGUAACGGGACGUCGCCGCGGAGCUUCUUUCCCCGGAUACAGUGCGGCCCGAGCGGAGGCCGCGGCGCCGCCCUCCGGUCCUGAGAAGCCCGCGCUGCCCGCAGCCACAGCCCGUACCGCCUUCUCACCGGCGCCACCGCCACCCUACCCGGCCCAAGCAGGCAGCAGCAGCCCCUGGAGAACCUGGGACCACCGAGGACCAUGAAGCUGUUGGAGAACUCCAGCUUUGAGGCCAUCAACUCGCAGUUGACUGUGGAGACAGGAGACGCCCACAUCAUUGGGAGGAUUGAGAGCUACUCGUGUAAGAUGGCAGGAGAUGACAAGCACAUGUUCAAGCAGUUCUGCCAGGAGGGCCAGCCACACGUGCUGGAGGCCCUGUCCCCGCCCCAGACCUCGGGCCUCAGCCCCAGCCGACUAAGCAAGAGCCAAGGCGGCGAGGACGAGAGCCCCCUCAGUGACAAGUGCAGCCGCAAGACCCUUUUCUACCUAAUUGCGACCCUCAACGCGUCCUUCCGGCCCGACUACGACUUCAGCACGGCCCGCAGCCACGAGUUCAGCCGGGAGCCCAGCCUCAGCUGGGUGGUGAACGCAGUCAACUGCAGUCUCUUCUCGGCCGUGCGGGAGGACUUCAAGGCCCUGAAGCCACAACUGUGGAACGCAGUGGACGAGGAGAUCUGCCUGGCCGAAUGCGACAUCUACAGCUACAACCCAGACCUGGACUCGGACCCCUUUGGGGAGGAUGGCAGCCUCUGGUCCUUCAAUUACUUCUUCUACAACAAGCGGCUCAAGCGGAUUGUCUUCUUCAGCUGCCGCUCCAUCAGUGGCUCCACUUACACACGCUCGGAGGUGGGCAACGAGCUGGACAUGGAGCUGGAAGAGGAGGAGGACAAGAGAGUUGGCGCAGGCCGCGAGGGCGGGGCCGAGGAGACCGGCGCCAUGGAGGAGGACAGGUGUGUGCUGGAGGCCACGGCCCAGCCUCCCAGGGUGAGUGGGACGCCCUCUGCCUGGUCUCCUGGGCUGCGGCCCCUCAAGGGUCUCCAUGCCCGCUUCUGCCAGGGUCCAGGUGAUCUGUAUGUGACAAGGAGGAGCAGAGGCCCCAGCUUCAGCGGGGUCCAACUGCUGCCCGGACCUGCCUGCCUGAGGGGCCCAAGGGCCUCCCCCACUGCCUGCCAGACCCUGUUGCUGCCACAGUGUGGCACCCCCAGAGGCCUCGCCCCCCAAAGCCAGUGGGUUCCAGCCUGUGAAUGUCCACCACCCCUCCCCAGGCCCCUGCUGCCCGGACUGCGGCUGGACUGGACAGCAGGGGCCUGGAGAGAGCACCUGCCCAGAGGAGCCGCAGGGGCAGGGACAGCUGGCCCACAGAGUUUAUUUUUGUAUUUUGUACUGGCGAGGCCUGGUCCUCACACUCCAGGCCGGUGGCGCAGCCUGAGACCCAGCAGGCAGGCCCCAGAGGUCUGCUGAGCUUGGGCGGGACCCCGGCGCCCACCUGUACGCCCCCCACCUCGCCCGCCCGGCCGCGUGCACUGAGUGUCACUUUGCUGCAGCUCGUUUGUUUCCAAUAAAAGUUUCUGUGAAUUAACA
Molecule: messenger RNA, 1769 nt
Organism: Choloepus didactylus (southern two-toed sloth)
Lineage: Eukaryota; Metazoa; Chordata; Mammalia; Pilosa; Megalonychidae
Gene: MAF1
Product: MAF1 homolog, negative regulator of RNA polymerase III
Exons: 7
Coding region: 390-1649 (419 amino acids)
Biological process (GO): negative regulation of transcription by RNA polymerase III
Cellular component (GO): nucleus
Molecular function (GO): RNA polymerase III core binding
Source: RefSeq, a predicted model, not a curated record